UGAGGGCCCUGGGAGCGAGGAGGCGGGGAGCCGGACGCGUCCCGCAGUCGAGAGGAGCCCAUGGAGGAGCCCGACUACCUGGGAGGCAGCGCCGCCGCCGAGUGGGGGGACGACGGCGGCGACGGUGGGGCGCAAGAUGAUGAAUAUGGUGAAGAAGAUGAUGCUGGUGUCCAGCAGGAAUGUUUGCAGAAAUUUUCCACCCGAGAUUACAUCAUGGAGCCCUCCAUAUUUAAUACUUUGAAAAGGUAUUUCCAAGCAGGUGGCUCUCCAGAGAAUGUGAUCCAGCUCUUAUCGGAUAACUAUACUGCUGUAGCUCAGACAGUAAAUCUUUUGGCCGAGUGGCUCAUUCAAACAGGUGUUGAGCCCAUUCAAGUCCAGGAGACAGUGGAAAACCACCUGAAAAGCUUGCUGAUUAAGCACUUUGAUCCUCGGAAAGCAGAUUCAAUUUUCACAGAGGAAGGAGAGACACCAGCAUGGCUUGAGCAAAUGAUAGCGCACACUACAUGGCGGGAUCUGUUCUACAAACUGGCUGAAGCUCAUCCAGACUGCCUCAUGCUGAACUUUACUGUCAAGCUUAUCUCUGACGCUGGGUACCAAGGGGAGAUAACCAGCGUAUCAACAGCAUGCCAGCAGUUGGAAGUUUUUUCUCGAGUACUGCGUACUUCUCUGGCUACUAUCUUAGAUGGUGGGGAAGAAAACCUGGAGAAGAAUUUACCUGAGUUUGCUAAAAUGGUGUGCCAUGGUGAACAUACCUAUCUCUUUGCCCAAGCGAUAAUGUCCAUAUUAUCUCAAGAAGAGCAAGGUGGCUCUGCUGUGCGCAGGAUUGCUCAAGAGGUUCAACGGUUUGCUCACGAGAAAGGCCACGAUGCUAGUCAGAUCACUUUAGCUCUGGGAACGGCUGCUUCGUACCCUCGAGCCUGCCAAGCACUUGGUGCCAUGUUAUCGAAAGGAGCGUUGAACCCAGCAGACAUCACGGUCUUGCACAAAAUGUUUUCGAGCAUGGAUCCUCCUCCAGUAGAGCUGAUCAGAGUUCCCGCUUUCCUGGAUCUCUUCAUGCUAUCGCUGUUUAAGCCAGGUGCCAAGAUAAAUCAAGACCAUAAACACAAAUAUAUUCAUAUUUUGGCAUAUGCAGCUAGCGUUGUGGAAACAUGGAAAAAGAACAAGAGAGUGAGCAUAAAUAAAGAUGAACUCAAGUCCACCACAAAAGCGAUCGAAACUGUUCACAAUCUUUGUUGCAAUGAAAAUAAAGGCGCCUCCGAACUCGUAGCAGAACUGAGCACCCUCUACCAGUGCAUCAGAUUUCCAGUAGUAGCAAUGGGCGUACUGAAAUGGGUUGACUGGACAGUGUCAGAGCCCCGAUAUUUCCAGCUUCAGACUGAUCAUACUCCAGUGCACUUGGCGCUGUUGGAUGAGAUCAGUACAUGCCAUCAACUCCUUCAUCCUCUGGUCCUGCAGCUUCUGGUCAAACUCUUUGAGACGGAGCACUCUCAGCUCGAUGUCAUGGAACAGCUGGAACUUAAAAAAACCCUUCUGGACAGGAUGGUUCACUUGCUCAGUCGAGGAUACGUCCUUCCAGUGGUUGGCUACAUACGGAAGUGCCUCGAGAAGCUGGACACGGACAUUUCCCUGAUCAGAUACUUUGUGACGGAGGUGCUCGAUGUCAUUGCUCCUCCAUACACCUCUGACUUUGUGCAGCUUUUUCUUCCAAUCUUGGAGAACGACAGCAUUGCAGGAACGAUUAAGACCGAAGGCGAGCAUGACCCUGUCACGGAGUUCAUAGCUCACUGUAAAUCGAACUUCAUCAUGGUCAACUGAACCAGCAAGAGACACCCAGUUGCUGUGGAUGAACUGCAGAGUGACAUAAUGCAAAUGGCAUCAAAGAACUUGGGAGAAAGAGCAGUUUGUUGGUUGCUGUUUUAGGUGGACUUGGAGUUUCACACUGCUGGGCUUCCAAAAUGUUGAAACUAGGACAGAGUUUAGCUGAAAUUAAUUGCGUUUCCCAGCCCCCAAACCUUGGAGCAUCAGGAAGGGCAGAGUAUAGGACCUGUGCUGUUUGUGUAGCAGAAUUGAAUGUAUGUGAGGGGAAAGCUAGCACUAGUGGUCCUAGCCUUAGUUCCCUGGGGGGAAUGCAUUCUUCCUCUUGCAGCAUAUAGGGCUAAUAAUUUCCAACAGGCAAUGAUUCCUUCCCACACCCUUAUGCACAAGCGAUAGUUGUGCCUAGAAGGGUAGUGUGUGAAUACCUCUCACACACACUUUGAUCCUUGACAAUCAGAUAAACGAGAAAUAGGCAACCUGCUGACUGCCAGAGGAUGCUAGAGUAAAAAUCCCAUCUGUUACCUUUGGCCUUGCUGGCUGGGGCUGAUGGGAGUUGGGGUCCAGAUCUGAAGGGCCACAGGUUCUGCACCCGAUUCACAAACUUACUUGUCCCCCCCCCCAAAGUUAUAAAUGUCUUUGUGUGCGUCUCGUACUGAAAGUCAUGGUAGUGUUGAGCCACUUAGUUGCCAGGUAGCUGCAGUAUUGCUGGUUCCUACUGCAUUCCAGAAGACAUUUGCAAAGCCCUUUCUUCAUAUAUAAAUGAUACACAAUAUUGGCAGAGCUUACUUGUGCAUCACAGUGUUUACAUGCUAUCGCCGGACCCUGGUGAAGAAUCACUGGCCUUAUUGGAGGGGAAAUCUCAACCUUAACCAAUAAGCUUCAUUACUGUGUAAAAAUGGGUCUUGUUAAAGUUUCCUGAGUGCAUCAAAAUCAAAACAGCACUAAUUUUUCUUGUACCUGUAAGAGGGAAAACGACACAAAGUAGGUUAAGUUAUAUUUUUUAUUAAAUUCAUUUUUGAUUAAAUAAUGUUGCAUGAGUUUCUUUAAAGGUAUUACUGUCCCAGACACAGUAGAUGCUUUGGGGAAAUGUAUUAUCUUUCCAAAGUUUUGUGGGUUUUGCUUGUUGGCUUUAAAUGGUAUUGUACUGAUAUGUUGCGUAUAAAUUUCAUUCACACUUCCGUGCACUGCCCUGGAGGGUGGUUAAGGAAUAUUUUAAAUAUAAAUACUGUGUAAUCAUGACACUUAGGUGGUGGAGGAAACUUAGCUACUGAACCAGAAAAAAAGGCUGAUGUAGAUGUGUGUGUUUUUCUCAUCAAGUACAGAAAAUAGACAAAUCUCUCUCACAGGUUGUGUGCUACAAUCCAGAAGGGAUCUGAAUACCCAAAGCUUAAGGCUGUUUAGCUUAUGAG
Molecule: messenger RNA, 3224 nt
Organism: Zootoca vivipara (common lizard)
Lineage: Eukaryota; Metazoa; Chordata; Lepidosauria; Squamata; Lacertidae
Gene: NELFCD
Product: negative elongation factor complex member C/D
Biological process (GO): negative regulation of transcription elongation by RNA polymerase II
Cellular component (GO): nucleus; NELF complex
Molecular function (GO): RNA binding
Source: RefSeq, a predicted model, not a curated record